Debaryomyces hansenii CBS767 is the source of this 528-nucleotide messenger RNA. RefSeq lists its product as uncharacterized. Lineage: Eukaryota; Fungi; Ascomycota; Pichiomycetes; Serinales; Debaryomycetaceae. The record is from RefSeq and is a predicted model, not a curated record. The transcript is spliced from 2 exons. Gene Ontology annotation, biological process: mitochondrial respirasome assembly. Gene Ontology annotation, cellular component: mitochondrion. Bases 1 to 528 code for a protein of 175 amino acids.
AUGAGUAGAGAACUUCCAUCGUCCUUCGAUGGGAAAAGUGAGUUUGAUGAAGAUGAAAUGGACAUCUUGGAGAAAAUGGCCUUCAAGUGCAAGCAACAACCAUUGGUCCCACUCGGAGUAAUUGCUACUACCGGAGCUAUUUUUUUAGCUACUAAAUCAAUUAGAAAAGGGGAUAGGGUAAAUACACAAAAGUAUUUCCGUUACAGAGUUGGGUUUCAAUUGGCCACAUUAAUUGCGUUAGUUGCAGGUGGAUAUAUGUUCCAAGUGGAAUCGGACGAACAAAAAGCAACCAGAGAGGAAAUAUUAAGGGCCAAAGCAAAGGUAAGAGAAAGGUUAUGGAUUGAAGAGUUGGAGAGAAAAGACGAAGCCAUGAAGAGCCGUAAGAAAAGAUUGGAAGACUCGAGAGCCGAGUUGAUUCAAGCUGCCAAAGAAGGAUUUGAAGAAGAGAAGAAAUGGACAGAUGCUAUUGAAAAUGCAAAGGAAGAAGAAUCAGCAGAAGGAAAUGACAAUAAAGAUGUAUCCAAUUAA